AAAACAUUAACGCGCAGCACGGUCUCGGGCAGAAGCAAAGUUUUCGGUUCUGUAGCAAAGGAAAAAUCUGCUAAAUUUUAAAGUGUUUCGGUUUUGUUUUGUUUUGCAACUGAUUGAAGUGACAAGAAAAGCGCUGGAACCUACGGUACGGUGUGUAGUGGAAGCUCUUAGCUCAGUGUGCACAGUUUUUUGUGAACAAUAUUUAAUCAGCCAGUUGUUGGGAGGACAGCACGAGCGUAUCGUUGGUCGAUUCACACUUGUGAAGUGAAACUCAAAAGUGACAGUACAGUAGUUGCAUGUGUGAGCAGAUUGAAUGUGUAAAAAUUUCGAAAAUAAUUCAAUAAUGGCGCACGGACUACAUUCGAUGAUAAAAAGUGAAAUUGGAUGCAGCAAUAGUAAGCCGCGGGUUGACCAGCAGCAGCGCAGCGGUGCUGCGAAUGGAGCGAGCUCGGGUUCCGCUGGAAAGAUGGGCUCCCGAAGGAUCUUCACGCCACAGUUCAAGCUGCAGGUGCUCGAUUCCUAUCGGAACGAUGGUGAUUGUAAAGGAAACCAGAGAGCAACAGCUCGCAAGUACGGUAUACACCGAAGGCAAAUUCAGAAAUGGCUGCAGGUGGAAAGCAAUCUCCGCUCAGCGGCCGCUAACAGCAGCUCCUCCAAUGGGGCUGCCAGUACGAUGAAAAUCAACCUAAUGAGCAAUAGUGGCAAUCAUCAUCCGCAUCAUCCGCAGCCCCAGCAGCAGCAGCAGCAGCCUCAGUUCCAGCUUCAUCUACCGCACCAUCACCAUCACAUCCACCAUCAGAAUCUGAAUUCCAUUGAACUAAAAGUACCCAUGGAUUCAACCAGACACCGCGUCGCUCAAAACGCCAGCUCCAACAACAAUAAUAACAACAACAACAACAACAUCAACGGCAAAGAGAGCAGCGUCAGCGCUUGUAUAAUAUCGCCCGUUCCAACUCACACAUUGCUGUCGCCGUUCUCGCAUCCACACCAUGAAAGUUCGUCGUCGUCAGCAAGUCUAUCGGUACUUAAACCACAAAGCCGGGAUCCGACGGCAACCGCUUCUGCGGCGGCGGCGGCAGCGAUGGUAAGCCAAGUGUUGCGGCCAAAUUUUUCACCUGUCUCCGGCGAUUUUCCAGCCGUAGCAACCCCGACCCACCUCCACCACCAUCAUCAUCAGCAGUAUCAUCCCGGGUACGAUCAGCUUAAUCUGUUCGACAACUACUAUCACUAUCAUCAUUACGCCAAGUACGCGACCGACUGCCCGAUCGAUCUUUCACGGCCGCAGCAGCAUAUUCGCAGCAAAAUGGAGCAAGCUCUCUCGCCAUGUUCGACCGUUUCGUCCGUCUACUCAUCGCGGCCCCGAUCGCCGACGCCGGUGCCGGUCAGCAUCAAAUGCGAAGCGCGUGAUCCGGCGGACGACUGCGAAGCCGUCGAUUUGUCCUGCCGCAAACGCAAGUCUCACUCAACCGGUGACGAUUCCAGCGACGGUCCCAGCCCGCCCAAGUCGGUGAAACUCUUCAAACCGUACCUGCUGGACGAGAAAGAUGACGAAAAAGAUUCCUCCAUCGAAUCACCUGCGGCUGCGGAAUCGCUGAAGGAUGGUAUUGGAUCGUCGGGGAGGCUAGAGAACAAUCCCAUCAUAUGGAACUUUCAUGCUCAGCAGCGCUACUACGAGAACUUCUACGAGUACAACAGCGGCCAGUACGCCUAUCUACCCAGUCCGCCCUACAUCCAUCAAACUCCGCUCACACCGAUUCCGCGAACCCCCUACAGCACCCUGUCGCCGUCUCCGCCAAGCAGCAACGGUGGCAGCAGCAGCCGCUGGGCUGCACCGCAGGCUUCACCAGUUUCCGGAUACGACAGUUCUACCUCGAUCUCAUCCGUCUACAGUGCCGACGGAAACGACGACGGCUACAGCUACAGCUUGGAACUGAAGCAGCAGGCCAUCGAUAGCUACUAUCACGACGUAAGCUGCCGGGGUGACUUCCGAGCCGUCGCGUCUAAGUACAACAUCAGCCGGAAGUACGUCGAGAAGUGGCUAGCGCAGGAGGAUCACCUAGCCGUGAGCACCGUUAGCAGCAGCAAUCCACCACCGCCGCCACUGCCGCCCCAGGUCGUGGUUGGGUAAGCCAUAGUUUCGCUUUCGUUUUAUUCUUCUAACACAUAUAGUACAUUAGAGCUAGCAAUUAGAGUCAGGAUUUCGUUCGACACCGCGCGCGUUUUCUUCCGUUGAACAUUAAGAAAGCAUAUACGAUCAAUCCUGUGAUGAUGUUCUCGUAAGCGCGAGCCGUCGUCGAUCAUGUAAUGAUCGUCGACCGCUCGAUUCGCGGUUUUCAAUCGGGACUCGGCAGGCCAGUCCGUCUGUCCGAGUUCACAGGGACUUUGUUGAAAUGAAAAAAACUGAAAUGUGAUAUUUAUAACCUAUACAUAUGAUCAUAUCGUAAGUAAGUUUGUCAGGAUUAACGAGCGAGCGGUUAGGAAGUAGCAUGAUUUACACAUAGUGGCAGAAAAAAAAACUUGGGAACACAUCGAAGGUCCACGGUUCGAGCGAAGCUCGGAAAACGCAUGGCACUUGCAGAAGAACUACCCACAAAAAUCUGGUCCUCUAAUUAGCAUAACAAUUGCAGUCUAUCAAGUUUUGGCUAGCAAAAAGCUGUGAAGUUUGCUUUGUUCCCACCCUUCGCACGCAGGUGUUGCCACUAUCUGGCGGCUCUGGCUUGGGUUACGCCUCCCGAAAAAAGAUUUGCACCGCACUAGGAUCGCAGGUAGAAUGACAUCCAGAUCUCACACCGUCCCCGUCUUCCUUUUUCUGUCUUUCGACUGUAACUUCUUCGGACGGUUCAACAAAUCACAGGUGCCAUAUAAAGUAGAUUCUAGUGAUCACCACUUUCCGCCUGCCAAGUGCAGCAGCAGCCUGCGAGCGAAAGGUUGGAAUUAUCUACACUUCCCCUGUCCUGGGCAGGCCAGGCAAUCGUGCAGCGAAAAAUGCAGCCAUAAAACCCAAAAGAGCAAUAAAAGCAACACCUUUCGUCGGCCAUAACGAAGGGAUGGGAAUUUCCCAUAAUUCCCCCAGUCUGGAUCAUAAUUAGUAGUUUCGGUCGGUUCGCACUUGUUUCGCAUAGUCUCUUUCUGGCACUGUUUGCUCGUUUGUUUAAUUAGAACAAACCAACCCCCCGGCCCGGAGACAGAUAUGUCGGCUACCAUUUUGUACAGUCUAAAACUUGAUCGCGCGCCUGUCAGAAGCCGCACGCAAGCUGGCAGAGAGACCGUUGCGCGUUGUGUCAUUCGCCAUUUUUGCGCCAUCUUUUUUUUUCCUAAUCCCCAUCUCCAACCAUGCGCAGAAAAAUUGCACCACAUCAGCAGUGACUAAAUUUUCGCGUUAAAUUGCAACUAAAAUUAGGCGAAUGAUUGAACAAUCGUCUCGUAAACUAGGAAAAACUAAAGGUGCCACUAAUUGCUCCGGCUCGUGCGCCUCCGACCCCGACGACGAACGAACCGCACCAGACCUGGGCGUUCAGCUCAACCAUUCACUUGUUUUUUUAUUUCGCUUAUUUUAUAUAUUCUUACUUUUUUUCUUCGAGUGCCACCUUACGCCGCUACUCAGGAAAGCAAACAAGAAAAAAAAGCGAAUCAUUCAUCGCAAGUACCACCAUAUAAAUUGUGCCAAUCGGACACAUGAUUUCAACAAUAUUUUUACUCCGAAAGUGAACCGCACUCGUCGAUCGUCACAAUUUUUUUCCCUUGUUUUGGAUCCCUUCCUCGAACUCUGCGGUCCCACUUUGAUGUUUCCCAACCGUGACAAUUCGAAACCGAAAAAAAUGUACUGACAAAAUCAAAUCAAAAGAACAAACUUAUCUCAACAGUGUGUCACAUCAAUCCUGUCAAAUACUAACAUUUGUGAAUAUCAAGUGCCUAAUCGAGAAUAGGAACAAGCAAAAAGUAAUAAGCUAGUAAUAAGAGUAAAAUAAAACAAGUAAAUCAAGUGCCAAUACACCAACAAGCAAAACAGCUGUUAGUAACUAGAAGAAAGAAAAAAAACAAACAAACAAUUAAUGCUAAUGAUUUGAUAAAUCGAACAACAGCAAAAUUGUUCAGCCAGCGGGGAAAUCCACAAAUCAAAACACUCGACCGCGAGUCCAGUUUAUCCAAUUGUUUUUUUUUCUGUUUGUUUUGUAAGUUAUUCAAAUUCAAUUCGCAAUCAAUAAUUUCACUUUUGUUGUACAUAAACGUAGUAGUCCAACCCGACCCGAGCAAAAACGGGGGAACGGAAACGUUAGAUUUCUUCUCAUGAAAUGUCAAAUCAUCAUCAUAACUCAUAACUUAUCUAGUUGACUUUUCCGUUUUGAAUUAUGUGCAUCAAGUAUACAGGUUCGUUCGUAAGGUUGAUUGUACUAAUUAUUGUAAACAAAAUAUUAUUAUUAUGAUUACUCUUAACAUUAUUAAUUAUUAUUUCUAGCAUACCUUUAGGUAGGAUUCCGACAGAUAGUCAGUGUACAGUAGUUGAUCAUGUGUGUGAUGAUGAACUGAAGGCAGUUAGUUAUACAUCCGGGCGAGAUGCUCGUACAGGGAGCACCGCCCGUAGCAAUUGUAAAUAGUUUACAUUUGACAAGCAAAAACCAGCCAUACUUGAAAAGAAUGAAUUGGAACUAUUUUAAUUAAUCGUGUUACAAGUAAGUGAGCGCAGCGAGCAAGAGCGAGCAAAGCGAAAUAUAAGGAAAAAUCAUAUUGUAUUUUCUAUUAACUAUAUUAUACACACACACUUUGAAUGAGAGUUUUUUUAUUUGAUCGAAGAAUAAAG
This is a messenger RNA of Sabethes cyaneus, 4798 nucleotides long. RefSeq lists its product as uncharacterized. Bases 314 to 2128 code for a protein of 604 amino acids. NCBI's taxonomy places the organism in Eukaryota, Metazoa, Arthropoda, Insecta, Diptera, Culicidae. The record is from RefSeq and is a predicted model, not a curated record. The transcript has a single exon.